Linum trigynum is the source of this 741-nucleotide messenger RNA. The record is from the annotation of a GenBank genome assembly. Lineage: Eukaryota; Viridiplantae; Streptophyta; Magnoliopsida; Malpighiales; Linaceae.
CUCGAAAAACGUUGGAAAUAAAUUAAACACUUCUCAAGUUCUCAUCAUUUUCCUUUGUAUUUCUUAACCAGCAUAAGAUUUCAAAACAGCUCAGAUUCGCCAUUAUCAUGGUUCUUCCCAAAACCCUAGUAGCCUUAAUGACGAGAAAAUGGAGGAAGAUUGGUGUUGUGAGAAGAAUGGGGAGUAAUGUGUCUUCUUCUCCGUUGAGAACGUCAUUUUCUUCUUAUGAUAGAAGGGGUUACUUUGUGGUCUACACCGCGGACAAAACUCGUUAUGUGUUGCCGCUGAAGUAUCUGAAGAGUGACGUGAUCGUGAAGAUACUAAGGAUGUCUGAAGAAGAGUUUGGAUUCUCAAGCGACAAACCAAUCGUACUGCCGUUUGACAAUUCUGUUAUGGAUCGGAUAAUUUCGUUGUUGUUGUACUCACAGCAAAGUGCAGAUGAAAUGCUUGAGAAAGUACCGGUAAACUCUAUGGCUUCGGCCAAGGGUUGCUCAUCGCUAAAUCAGAGUUCUUUCAUCCCGCAUCAUCACUCUUGCCAAAGCUUAUUUGUUCAAUAAUUAGGUUGAUUAUUGCCUAAUAUUGGGUUACUUGAUUCCUAUGUGGCUAUGUCCAUUGCCACUGCUUUUGAGACGGUUGAACAAAAGCAAGCAGUCCACCAAUGCCCUAGCUUCUUCAUUGUAAUAACAGCUAUAGAGAAAUUACAGAGGAGAAUAAUUAAUGUAUUAAAGAUGUCAAUUAAUG